Molecule: messenger RNA, 4102 nt
Organism: Labrus bergylta (ballan wrasse)
Lineage: Eukaryota; Metazoa; Chordata; Actinopteri; Labriformes; Labridae
Gene: scyl1
Product: SCY1-like, kinase-like 1
Biological process (GO): protein phosphorylation
Molecular function (GO): protein kinase activity; ATP binding
Source: RefSeq, a predicted model, not a curated record
AUUCGUGCCACUUGCUAAACCAGCCUCACUUAGCUGACUGUUUUAUCCUCCCGUGAGUGUGUGUGUGUGUGUUUGAUGCGGUGUGGAGGUAAUAGGAGAUGUGGUCCUUUUUUGCCAGGGAUCCUGUCAAAGACUUUGCAUAUGAAAUCCUGCCAGACUCCCAGGAGGAAUCUGGAAUAUGGACCCUUCACCGGGGGAAGCGAAAGACCAAUGGAGAGCCAGUGUCGGUGUUCGUGUACGAGGUAGCACAGGGGACAGAGCAGCAGACCCAGCUGGCCAAGGCUGCGUUCAAGCGCAUGAAGACCCUCAGGCAUCCUAACAUCCUGGCUUAUGUCGAUGGUUUGGAGACAGAGAAGAGCCUGUACCUGGUUACUGAGCAGGUGACGUCCCUUUCAGUCCACCUGAAGGCCCAGGCAGAGAAAGGUGGAGCUGGUGACCUGGAAGUGUCCUGGGGACUGCAUCAGAUAGUGAAAGCUUUAAGUUUCCUGGUCAACGACUGCCACCUGCUGCACAACAACUUGGGUGUAUGGUCUGUUUUUGUGGAUCGAGCCGGAGAGUGGAAGCUCGGGGGCCUUGACCAUGUGGCCCCUGAGCAGGGUGACCCGAGUGGGGUCUCGCUCCCUACCCCCAAGGCUGUUUACCCAGACAUGGAGAAAUAUGACCCUCCUGAGACGCCUAAUAGCAGUGGAGAAAAAUGGGCAGGGGAGGUUUGGCGACUAGGCUGCCUGAUCUGGGAGGUGUUCAACGGGCCACUACCUCGCACAUCCUCCCUCCGUUCACUGGGAAAGAUCCCCAAGGCUCUGGUGCCUCACUAUUGUGAGCUGGUAGGAGCUAACCCUCGAGCUCGACCCAACCCAGCCCGCUUUCUCCAGAACUCUAGAGCCCCGGGAGGAUUCCUCAGCAACAGCUUUGUGGAGAGUAACCUUUUCCUGGAGGAGAUCCAGAUCAAGGAGCCAGCUGAGAAGCAACAGUUCUUUCAGGAUCUAAGUGACAAUCUAGACUCCUUCCCUGAGGACUUUUGUAAACACAAGGUCCUGCCUCAGCUGCUCACCGCCUUCGAGUUUGGCAACGCAGGCGCCGUCGUCCUCACGCCCCUCUUUAAGGUUGGAAAGUUCCUGUCAGCAGAAGAGUACCAACAGAAGAUCAUCCCUGUUAUUGUGAAGAUGUUUUCCUCCACAGACAGAGCCAUGAGGAUACGGCUGCUGCAGCAGAUGGAGCAGUUCAUUCAAUACCUGAACGAGGCUGCCGUGAAUUCCCAGAUUUUCCCUCACGUUGUCCACGGCUUCACAGACACAAACCCUGCCAUCAGAGAACAGACUGUUAAGUCUAUGUUGCUGCUGGCACCAAAGUUAAAUGAGACUAACCUGAACCAAGAAUUGAUGCGGCACUUUGCCCGACUGCAGGCCAGAGACGAGCAAGGUCCUAUCCGAUGUAACACCACGGUCUGCCUGGGCAAGAUCGCCUCCUACCUCAAUGCUGGGACUCGCCAACGUGUUCUGAUUUCUGCCUUCUCCCGAGCUACUAAAGACCCGUUUCCAGCCUCGCGUUCUGCAGGAGUACUGGGCUUUGCUGCCACACACAACUUCUACAGCAUCACGGAGAUCGCAGCCCGCAUCCUGCCCACUCUCUGUGCCAUUACUGUUGACCCUGACAAGAGCGUCAGGGACCAGGCUUUUAAAGCCAUCAAGAGUUUUCUUUCCAAACUGGAGAUUGUUUCAGAAGAUCCCUCCAAGCUGGCUGAUAUAGAAAAGGAUGUGGCAUCAUGUGCUCAGCCUGCAGGGGCCUCUUCCUCCUGGGCCGGCUGGGCUGUGACCGGCAUGUCCUCGAUAACUUCCAAGCUGAUCCGCAACGCUCCAGGGCAGGAGGGGGGCACAGGAACUGAGGGCAGUGGGGCUGCAGAUCCCACUAACCCUACAAGUGACCCUGAUGGAGCACCUGCAGCUGGUUCUGAAGAAAAAACUCCACAAACCUCUGCGGCUCACAAUGCUGCCUCUAGUGGUGCCGACCAAUCACAAGCCCUUGAAUUAACGGACAAUGACGGAGAGCCAAAAGGAGAACGAUGGGAAGAGGAGGACUGGGGAAGUUUGGAGGAGCCAGAGAAAGCGCUUAACGAGCCAGAGGACUGGAACUCUGACUGGUCAGGAACGGCACCGUCCAAAAAGAAGGCCAGUGACAGAGGAGUGGGCGGGUCGUUCUCCUCCAUGGCGGUGAAAAAGCAGAGCUCUGAUUGGAGCAGCUCAGGCUGGGAUGCCGAUGACAGCUGGUCUAAUGAGAAGGAAGGGCAGGGUCAGAGCUCUGCAGGCGAGGAGGGAUGGGGAAAUGACUGGGGGGAGGAGGACACGGACACCACCUUGACAAGUACAGCGCUCCCCAUGCCUGAAGGGGUGCGGUUAGCCAGCGAUUAUAACUGGGACAGCAGCAGUGCAGCUAAGGGAGCUGUACAGAAUGAUCUGUUUGCCAGUGUGUCCCAGAGAAGCACAGCUGUCACCACGGCUGGAGAAGGUUGGAGUGCAGAGGUGACAGGAGACUGGGGAAACGAGGAGAGUUGGGAGUCAGUGGAUGGUAACCAGGGUCUGAGUAAGGCUGAGCUGUCCAAAAAGAAACGGGAGGAGAGGAGGAAAGAGUUGGAAGCGAAACGUGCAGAGCGCAAAGCUGCUAAAGGUCCACUCAAACUGGGCGCACGCAAGCUGGACUGAUCAAAGACACAAAUAAAGACUUACAAGUGUAAAUGGAGGGGGGGGUGGGGGGACUUGGACCACAGUGACUAUGGACCCAGAGUAUUUGCUGGAAGCUUGACAUUCCACAAAGAACUAGAAUGAAUUGUGAGCAGAUGACAAAAUGCUGUGAAGAGAGUUGGUUGUGUGUUGAGCAUGGUACUGUUGGCCUUAUGACUGAUGAGUGAGUGGUCGAAAAAACAAAAUAAAUAUCAAUGCUUUAUGGAUGCAUUAAUGUGGAUGUCAGAGCUGGGACAAAAGCAGAGAGAGAAAGUUCAGAGAGGACUGAGGCAGCACUCCUUGCACCAGAAGCGCAACUUGAUUGGAGGAAAUCCCCCUGUUUGUUUUUUUAAAUACAGAAGUCUGCAGUUGUAAAGUUUAUGUAUAUACAUGGAGUGCUUGUCUUCAAAUGACAUGAAGAAAUUACACUUUUUUUAAAAAAGAAAAAUGAGAAUUACCGUAUAUAAAACAACUUAACAUCUAUUGUUAUACUGAAUGUUAAACACACAGGAAACAUCAAUGUUUGAGUUCAGCUGUCACUAUAGAUUUAAGAGUUAAAAUCAACCUAUGCAUGUAAGUGUGUAUUUGUGUUAACACUAGGUUACAUGGAAAAGAUACAAUUUGAGUUUACUUUGCACAUACAACACUGUAUUUUCCUGUACUUCACUGGUGUGACAGGUGACAGAAAUGGCUGAUAUCAGGUCUGGUAUGAACGUGUUGCAUUCUCUGCAGACAUUAAUGGUGAUAAGUAGUCAAAUUGAGGCUGGUGAAAUAAUUUCAAACAAAAAUCAAUGUGUUCAUAUGUCGUUUCCUUUUUAUCUUGAGCUGGGAAGUGCAGAUGUGGAGGGUUUGUGAAAUCAUAGCAGUCUUAUUUUGAAAUCUUUGGGAGGAUUGCCAUGCAUUUAUACUUGCAUGAUCCUGCAGAUCUCCUGGAAAAAAAAAAAAAGAAGUAUUGCAAAUCAGUUAUUUUUAACGUUAUCGUGCGAUGCCAGGGUAAGAGAGAUUGUAAAUUGCUUUUACUCUUUUUGUGCCUUUAAGUGAUUGCAGAUCCAAGAACUCACAGUUUUAAAUAGACAUUUUUAAACAUGGACCAGAACUGUCUCCCAAUGCCAAACUGUGUGUAUCCAUCAAAGUGUGACCCAUAUAUCCUGUUCGUGUUGGACGUGUUACUGUUGGGUUUUUGUGUUGAACACCAUAAGCUCUUUAGAUGGCUCCUGGCAAAAAUAAACAACCACCACCCCUUGAGUUCAUGUUGAGUCGUUUGGGGAUCAGGGUAGGUAAGAAGUGACCCGUGCUUGUGGAAUGCAGGAUGCAACAUUUUACAGAAAAUCCAAAUAAUGUAGCAUGUAAGCUAUUCUCAAAAUAAAUAUUAAAAAAAAAAAAAAAAA